AUGUCGGAGGUAUCCUCUGAAGACUUGUAUUUGAAUAGGGCUAGAUUUGUGAUGAAAUUUUUAGGGGUCUGGGUACCACCUCCCGAUGAAAACCACAUCCAAAAACUUCACCGUUUAUUCAUUAUGUCUCUGCAGUAUUUAUUUUUAUUGUUUCAAAUUAUUUACAUAAUCCAAGUAUGGGGGGACUUAGAGGCCGUCUCGCAGGCUUCGUACUUGCUCUUCACUCAGGCUAGCCUAUGUUUUAAAGUCACCGUUCUGCAAAUUAACAAAGAAUUAGCACGGAAUCUAUUGAUUCAAAUGAAUAGUGACAUUUUCAAACCGCAGAACGAGGAGCAAAUAAGGAUCUUAAGAAAUCAAUCAGGAAGAAUAAAGAGAUUGCUGUUUGCGUUUAUGGUCAGUUCCCAGACUACGUGUUGCCUGUGGGCACUCAAACCUCUAUUCGAUGAUGCUGGCUCCAAGAAGUUUCCAUUUGACAUGUGGAUGCCCGUGAAUCCAGAGCGCCCACCUCAAUACGCGUUUGGAUACGCCUUCCAACUUCUGACGAUAAGCAUGAGUGCCUUCAUCUACUUCGGAGUCGACAGCAUCGCCCUGUCCAUGGUCAUAUUCGCCUGUGCUCAGUUAGAUAUUAUAAAGAACAAGAUUUUAAAUAUAAAAUCGCAUUCUUCUGAGCAAUUGACAAGAAGACAGCUUAUCAAUAAUUCAGAUUAUCUAGAAGACAAUCUAAGGAAAUUAAAAAAUUGUGUAAAACAACAUCAGUGUAUAAUUACGUUUACCGAGAUGGUGGAAAACGCCUAUCACACUUUUCUGUUGUUUCAACUAAGCGGAAGCGUUGGUAUUAUUUGUAUGUCGGCACUUAGAAUUUUGUUGAUCGACUGGCAUAGCAUGCAGUUCCUCUCGAUAUUUCUCUACCUCUCCGUUAUGAUCAGCCAGUUGUUCGUGAGCUGUUGGUGUGGUCAUGAGCUUACAGCUACAAGCGAGCACCUACACAGCGUGCUCCACGAGUGUGCGUGGUACGAGCAGAGUUUGGAAUUUAAAAAGAUUCUACUGGUGGCCAUGAUGCGGAUGGAACGACCCCUGGUGCUUCGUGCUGGCCACUACAUCAGCCUCUCUAGGCCAACUUUUGUUUCUAUCCUUCGAAUGUCUUACUCGUAUUUUGCAGUGCUCAAUCAAACAACCUAAUUUGUCCAAGAGCUGUAUAAUUAUUCGAAAAGAGAUCUGCACUAGUAGUAUAUACAGUAACAGCAUGGGGAACACCGAACACGUCAUAUUCGCAAACUAAUUCUAGAAAAAAUCAUAAAUUAAGCAACUUUUAUUUUAUAAGGUA
Aricia agestis (brown argus) is the source of this 1324-nucleotide messenger RNA. It is a transcript of the gene Or-16, whose product is annotated as odorant receptor Or1-like. Lineage: Eukaryota; Metazoa; Arthropoda; Insecta; Lepidoptera; Lycaenidae. Gene Ontology annotation, biological process: detection of chemical stimulus involved in sensory perception of smell; sensory perception of smell. The transcript has 8 exons. Gene Ontology annotation, cellular component: plasma membrane. Gene Ontology annotation, molecular function: olfactory receptor activity; odorant binding. The record is from RefSeq and is a predicted model, not a curated record. Bases 1 to 1179 code for a protein of 392 amino acids.